Messenger RNA from Botrytis cinerea B05.10, 1516 nucleotides. RefSeq lists its product as hypothetical. The transcript is spliced from 2 exons. The coding region runs from base 222 to 1067 and encodes 281 amino acids. The record is from RefSeq and is a predicted model, not a curated record. NCBI's taxonomy places the organism in Eukaryota, Fungi, Ascomycota, Leotiomycetes, Helotiales, Sclerotiniaceae.
GAAACGGUUGGCUUCUUACAACUUAUUAAUAACCAGAGCAUGUUCCCGUUACCAAGAAUGAUAAUAACAAUCGAAUCGAAUGAAUCAACAUAACCCUUCUUUUAAUUUCAGCAUUUGAUACUUUCACUCCCACUGCAUCCUCUUGAUCCCGUCCUCACUCAAUUCCUACCAUCUGCGGCUUUCCGGAGCUCGUAUAUCUUGAUACCAUCUAGGCCGCGAUCAUGUCAACCAAUCCCAAUCAAUACUUUCUGCUUGCGGAUCAUAUAAAAUUAUCAUUGCUGGAAAGACAGCGUGCCAUUUCCUUGAACUUGGAACCGACAUCUCAAGAUGCCCAUAUUUCACGGUCGUUGGAAUCGUUACGGGAAGGCUUGGAGAAUAUAACGAACGAAAGGAUACGACUGGAAGAAGCCGGGGAGACAUCUCAAUCCCUUACCCUCCAAGAAACCGAACACACCCUUCAAACACAAUAUGACGACCUAGCCUCUCAAUUCCUCGGUCAUCCCACCGCCAGCACCUCAUCCACCCUCUCACACCCCAACGACCCCUCUCUCUCCAACGAUUUCACCCGAGCAGCCGAGCGUCCCCGCGUAGGAUCCUCCUCCUCCUUCCUCAAAAAAUCUCUCCGCAAUUCCGCCGUUGCCCCAUCUCCAAAAUCCGUUCGAUUCAGCGACUCUCCCUCUAUCCAAGAAGCAUCCGAUCCCGCCCGCGCCGCACUCUUUCCUUACCGCGAUGACCCCUCCGGUCCCCCAGAUCAAAGCCAUCUCGACAACCAACAAAUACACGCCUAUCAUUCUCAAGUGCUCGCCGAACAAGACGAGGCGCUUGAUAGACUUGGCGAAAGUAUUGGUCGACAGAGAGAACUGAGUAUACAAAUCGGUGAUGAAUUAGAUGAACAUGUACAGAUGUUAGAUGAAGUAGAUCGUCAUGUGGAUCGUCAUCAGAGUAGACUGGAUAAAGCGCGAAAGAAUCUGGGGACCGUGGCAAGAAAAGCGAAGGAUAAUAUGCAGAUGACCAUUAUUCUGAUUUUGAUCAUUAUAUUAGUCUUGUUGAUCAUUAUUUUAAAGUAGAUUCCGAGUAUGAAUGACGGCAAGGCAGAGAGGAAGGACGGUCUCGGCACCGAAUAAACUCCAGAAUCUUGACAGACAGAAUAUAAGAGGCAACGUGAGGAUUACCAAGGCGCAAGAAUCGGAGUCAGGAGUACAGGGGAAAGCAUGGGUGAAUGGAAUAAGAAUGCGAUGAAGAGGCCAAGUUUUCUAUAGAAAUCUUUACAUGUCCCUCUUGAGAUCUCAUCAACAACUAGCUUAGCUUAGCUUGAAUUGGAUUGGAUUGGCUGGCUACCAACCUACCUAACUACCUACCUACCUACACGAGAAGAAAUAAAUCUACAUCUCAAGAAAAUCUUGACCUGAAAUUUCGGAGCUGCAGCGUUGGGUUGAAUGAUGGCUAGCCUAGCAAGAUGUUGUUCAAUAUAUACUAUCUAUACAUUUACUUUACUCUACAUCCAUCUCAGAAUUCA